This is a messenger RNA of Seminavis robusta, 1119 nucleotides long. The record is from the annotation of a GenBank genome assembly. Lineage: Eukaryota; Bacillariophyta; Bacillariophyceae; Naviculales; Naviculaceae.
AUGAUGAGCCUCUUGUUUGGCUGUUGUCGUCUCUGUCUGGUUUGGCUAUGCGUGGUGGUAGCACCAUCAAGUGUUCAAGGGCAAGAUGAUUUGACCUUGUCCAACCAAGCGGCCAAUGCCUAUGAAGAACCGUUGCCCUACACGUACGUUUCUCCCUCGGAACUACCUCGCUCCUUCUCGUGGGGAAAUAUCCAUGGGAGAUCUUACUUGACGAGAACGUUGAAUCAGCAUCUUCCCCAGUACUGCGGCUCUUGUUGGGCCCAUUCCUCGAUGAGUGCCUUGGCGGAUCGCAUCAAGAUUCAACGGGCUGUGAGAGGAAACUCUGGCUGGAACACCACAACCGACUUUCUGCUGUACGGCAAGGAGAACAAAGAGAGUGCAGCUAAAAGAAGAACGAAGGCCACCAAUUCUCGUGCAUUAUCGUUGCCAUCAGAGGCAGAUGAAAUCAACUUGUCGGUCCAAUUCCUGUUGAAUUGUGGCAAUCUGGUAGCCGGAAGCUGUCGAGGUGGAUCCUCUGCCGGUGCUUAUCAGUUCAUCAAGGAAUUUGGGUUCGUCCCUUUUGAUACCUGCCAAUCUUACAUUGCAUGUUCCUCGGAUUCCACCGAGGGCUUUUGUCCCCACGUGGAUACGUCCUGUUCCCCACGGAAUAUCUGUCGGACUUGCCAUCAUGGUAACAAUCAAACUUGUCGUGCCAUUGAACCUCCCUGGAUUCCCAAUGCCACAGUCCACGAAUACGGAACGUACCACCACUCCAACGAUUAUUGGUCGCAUUAUAUCGGUACUACCAAUGGUCACGUAUCCAAUGUGACUGUCAUCAUGGCGGAAAUCUAUGCUCGAGGACCGGUCAAGGCAUCGAUCAAUGCGCUGGGAAUCGUGGACUAUGAGGGUGGUAUUCUCACCAAUCAAUCCAAAUACUCCCUCAACCGGACUCACAAUCACGGAGUGUCACUUGUGGGAUGGGGACGACAAGAAGAAGGCAUGCCAUAUUGGAUUAUUCGCAAUUCGUGGGGUCAGUAUUGGGGCGAACUGUCGUUUUUUCGAUUGCAGUUGGGACAGAACUUGAUGGGUAUUGAAAGCAACAUUGCGUGGGCUACUCCAGGGCCAUUUACUGGUGAAUAG